ACUUCCUGGCUAUCUUCACAUCUUCUGAAUUUCAUUCUUUCUAACUGACUGGUGCUAGGACCCAGAAGAGGAAGCCACUUGUUGGUAAUGUGAUAUAAAUAGAAUACCCAAAUGGGACAAAGUUUGAGGAGAAAGUCUGACAUCACUUUGAUUUUGCUCGACGCUCCGUCAGGACGAAGGCUAGAGGUGUGUGAACCCUGAGACGGCCAGGUUUUCCCAAGAACGAACAACCUCUUGCCACAAAAUCCCUCUCAGUCUUUGCCCCAAAAGAAGAAAUAUUUAAAAUCUUUAAUCUCCAAGGCACCUUCUUCUUCUCUCUCUCUCUCUCUCUCUUUUUUUUGUGGCUGUGAAAGCAUGCCAAAUUCCAUUUCCACCCAGUGACAUCUGAUCAAACGAAGACAAAUCUAAAAAGGCAAAGCCGUUAGCGAAAGUUGGAGAAGAGAAGCUUGCAUCUGUAAUCAUCCCAAGUUUAUUCUCUUUUCUUCUCUCCCCCCUCUUCAUUAUUCCUCUUCCUUUUUCUUUUCUUUUCCUGGAAUGGAUUUAUCAGCCACAGAAGGACUCCACGUUUUGAAACCUUAAUUUUUUUAGACCUCAGGGAAGAGUUGGAUUUUGUUUCUUGUUUCUUUUCUUUUUUUUCCCCUUCCCACAAACCAGUCGACGGAAUGGGCUUGUUGUAUGGAUGAUUAGAAAACACCCUUUGGAAAAAAAGAAAAAGAAAAAGAAGAGCAGAGGAUGAUGGAGCACUGGAAGUUUUGUUACUAAUGAUAUUAUGAUUACUGUGACCUGAGAUUUCAUCCCACCGUUGGUUUUCUGGUUUGCAUCGAGACGAAGGAUCAUGGCAAAUUGGCUGGUGCAACUUUGCUAUCUUUUGUUGUGGAUUUUAUUUCAGGUUUACAGGGCUCAUACUUGGCCACAAAAACAUCCUGGUUUCCGUGUUCUUGCUCAAGCAUCGCAUUAUUGGCCUCUGGACACCGUAGAAGGAAUCCACGAAUUAAAGGACACCGACGGAGCGCUAAGAUCCCACAGCUUCACUGUGCUUCAUUACCAUAAUUCUACUUUUGUUUAUACCAAUGAUUCCGCCUACUCUAACUUCUCCGCGACCGUAGAUAUCGUCGAAGGGAUUGUAAACAAAGGUGUCUAUAUCCCAAACAUCAAGGGAGCAACUUUUCUCCUUUUCGGAAAUUAUCAAAACUCUUGCAUUAUUAACCAAGAAUUCUGUGAGCCUGAAGGUGUGACUUUUUCCUUUUUCUGGAAGACUCAAGGGUAUCGGCUGAAGCCUCUCCCGACAUACCGGGAUCAGGUGCUUUCUAAUAGAUUUAAAGUCUUCUUCGGUGAACACAAAGGCUCCGUGGAACUGUUCAAUCAUCACACGUCCAAGAAGUGGACAGCAAGUUUCAUUUCGCCAGGUCCCCAUUGGACUCACAUCCUGUUUACCUGGAAAUCUAAAGAGGGCUUGAAGGUCUACAUCAACGGGACUUUGAAGAACGUUGAUCCCCACGGGGAAGAUUUCUACAACUAUGGGGACUCCAAUUCCAACUUGCUGAUGAGCUCCGAAGGCCAUCAAGGGAAACGCUACAUCCAUGGCGCCUUUGACGAAUUCAUCAUAUGGGAAAGAGUGCUCACCGCCAACGAGAUCAAGCAGUAUUUCACAGCUGCUAUCGGUGACCAGUCUCAGCUUGCUUCAACAUCUCCCUGGGGAUGGCAAACAACAGCCACUCUUCCCGUGCUUUCCAUAAAUGCCUACCGAUCCAUCAUAAUUAAUCUCACAGAGGGGAAACGUAGCGUCCACGACCCUCACGUCAUGUUGGACUACCUGAAAAACAUUUCAAACGCCAUGCCUAAUGAAUCCCUCACGGCAAAUACUGCCUACAAUCUGACUGAGGUUUUCUUUAAAGUGGUGGAAGGAGUUCUUAAGAUACCUGUUUGGAUCAGCUUGAACCAGACAGCGUCCCUUGCCGGAGGGCUUGUGUCCACCAUCGACAGUGUGACAUUGCACGUGGCGCGCAAUCUAGGAGGAAGCCCUUCAACCAUCACAGUCCAAGGCACUUCAUCCGUGGCAGAUUAUUCCCUGGUUAAAAUGCCUCCCCAGCUCCCGAACGUGCCUCAGUAUCGCUUCCCGUUACAAGGACAAAGUUACAUUUCUAUACCCAGAGAAGCUUUCCAAUAUUCAGCCUGGAUUACGAUUGUGGGCCUCUUCUACCAUUCCAUGCAUCAGUACUUCCAUAGCAUCAAACCGUUGGACACCAAAAUUCCAGAAGCUGCUGCCUGCAAGGAGUGUAUGAUUUUUGCUACCAGCUAUCUUAUCUCCUUGACAAUGGAGCCCCCACCAACUCUGUCUCACAAUCUGUCAAGCUCUCCCCUCAUCACCAUCCAUAUGAAGCAUCAACUGACGCCCCUCCAGUACAGCCAAGCCACGAACCGAAGUAAUCAAGUGAGACUCUAUUGUGCCUUUCUGGAUUACAGAAACGGAAGCGGUGUUUGGUCCAACCAAGGCUGUGUGCGUGAUGGGGGUGACCUCAACUAUUCCACCUGCUUGUGCAACCAUCUCACCAACUUUGCCAUCUUGAUGCAAGUGGUGCCACUAACGCUAACCAUUGGACACAAGAUGGCAUUGUCUUCUAUCAGUUACGUAGGAUGUUCCAUUUCCAUUUUCUGCUUGACUAUCACGCUGGUCACGUUUGCAAUUCUGUCCUCUGUCAGUACCAUCCGCAACCAGCGUUAUCACAUCCAUGCCAAUCUUUCCUUUGCAGUCUUGGUGGCUCAGAUCUUGCUCCUUAUCAGCUUCCAGUUUGACCCUGGGACGGUGCCUUGCAAAAUCCUGGCGAUUCUCCUUCACUUCUUCUUCUUGAGCACCUUCGCUUGGAUGCUGGUGGAAGGGUUCCAUCUCUACAGUAUGGUGAUCAAAGUCUUCGGAUCGGAAGAGAACAAGCUCUUAUACUACUACGGCAUUGGAUGGGGCUGCCCGUUCCUGAUCUGUGUCAUUUCAGCAACGACAUCUGUGGAAAGCUAUGGAGAAGUCAACAACUGUUGGCUGUCAUUGGAGAGUGGUGCCAUCUGGGCUUUUGUGGCCCCAGCUCUGUUCAUCAUUGUGGUUAAUAUCUGCAUCCUUAUUGCCGUGACCAGAGUAAUUUCGAGAAUAAGUGCUGAAAAUUAUAAGGUCCAUGGAGAGGCUAACGCGUUCAAGGAAAACAACCUGGUGGAAAGGGAGCACAUUGGGAUUUCCGAGGUAGACUCAGGAGCUCACAUCUUCCUAACUUGGGACAUCUUUCUCUUCCCUGCCAAGGUCAGAGCUGCCUUUAAGCACAAAACGAAGGUGUGGUCGCUCACCAGCAGCUCCAUCCGCAACAUCAAUGUGAAAGCUUUCAAUUCUGAUAUCAUAACUGUGACCAAGCCCGCAACAACGCCAACCACACUCAACACUAAUGACAAAAGCAGUCAUUCUGGCAACAAGAUCGACCUUUCCGCCGUCUAACAUCUACCCUUGUUGGUCCUUCCUUCUGAUACCCAGGCAAACCACAUCCUCAGGAUCUUCGAUUCGUUGCCUGACUACCUAUUACUCUCUGAGAAUUUGUUCCCGUAGGAAGCACCUCUUUACUUCCUUCCUGCUAAACUGAGGAAGGGGGCAGAAUUGCCCAUUGGACUGAAUCCAUACUUCCAGAUUUUUCUGGGCUUGGUGUGACCUCCUUUUGGCUGGGAGGACUAGCUAUGGAAUAGCCAAGGGACAUUUUACACUGGAUGGUCAUCUAAGCACUGGCAGGGAUGAAGCUGAGGAAGAUUUGUGGGGAAGCCCCAAAGGUCCUUUUCCAAGAGGCAACUAGACUUUCUUGAGUUUUUUGGAAGACAUUUCACUUCUCGUCCAAGAAGCUUCUUCAGCUCUGACUGAAUGGUGCACUCAGAUUUUGGUAGUACACUUGUCCCCACCCCCCACCCCCAAGGAUAAAACACCCAGACACAAACUGAGCAAUGUUGUAUAUGCAGUAUAAUGCAGUGAGCCAUGUGCAGAUCUGUAUAUUGGGGAAACAAAACAACCACUUCAUAAACACAUGGCACUACAUAGGAGAGCAAACCCAUCAGGAAUAUAUUCAACACUUUCACCUGCAUUUAAAAGACAAAGGCUACUCUUCUGAAGACAGCAAAAUCCACAUUUUGGACAGAGAGUACUACUAGUUUGAAAGAGGGGUUGAAGAGAUCGUCUAUGUCAAAAUUGAACAGCCCUCUCUCAACAGACACUAACAUUGAAGAGCUCUUGACCAGCUCUUUCUAUACCUAGGCAUUAGAUAGUUGAAGAAUACAAAGGAGAAGCUACACCAGGAAAUACCUAACUUCAAACCCUGUAUUUGAAGCAAACACUACAGAAGCAAAGACAAUGGAAACCAAGCUCUGUUUUUUUAAUCUUGGCCUGGAGACCAGCAGAAACAGUAGAUGUUAUAUUUGAGCCUCAAGUACAUCUGCUUGGUGGUUCUUCAGAUCAUCCUUACUAAUGCUGGUGGUGAUGGACACCUGCAACUUCACAUCAUUGCAAGAGGCUUCUAUCUCACCUGGGGAAAACACUUGUACAGAACCCUCCCACCUUCCCAGAUGAGACUCCAGGUCUCCGCUGAGUCCUGUUUGCAGACUGAUGGGAAUUCUCCUUUGUUGAAAAUCACAGUUGCUUCGCUGUCCAUCUUUGCCAGACAGAACAAAACUUGAAUGCCAAACAGCCACAUUCCUCCCCCCCCAAAGCAAAACGAAAUAAAUAGAAACAACCAACCAACCUCCGCAGAAAUGAAGAAGGCAGAAAAAAAUGACUCUGAGAUGUCAACCAGGCUGCAGCUGGAAUUGUAUGAUUAUCCACAGAUGUCAUUUUAAAAAAAAUUUUAUUCCUUUCUCCUGAUAAGCAAACGGUUGAGUUUUUCCAGCCUGGCAGCAAUGCUGUAGGCUUCUGAAAAGAAAAGCAAUAUUUGAUUAGUUCAACUGAGGACUCCCCGCCUCCCUUUAUGGAUUUCACUAGUAGAGUUCCCUCACUGAUCAAGUUCCAGGAACUUCCUAAAUAUAGUGUAUCUCGGCAGUCUUAAGCACUAGAAGCUUGUUUUUUUUAAAAGGGGGAAGCAAACAGGACACAAAAAAGAGGGGGGAGAGAGAGAGAAUGAGAGGGAGAGAGAGAGGGACAGAGAGAAUAAGAGAGAGAAUGAGAGAGAAUGAGAGGGAGAAUGAGAGAGAGAAAGAGAAUGAGAGAGAAUGAGAGAGAGAGGAAGAAAGAGAGAAAGAGAAUGAGAGAGAGAAAGAGAAAGAGAAUGAGAGAGAAUGAGAGAGGGAGAGAAAGAGAGGGAGAGAAUGAGAGAGAGAAUGACAGAAAGUGAGAGGGAGAAUGAGAGAAAGAGAGAGAGAGAAUGAGAGAGGGAAAGAGAAUAAGAGAGAAUGUGAGAGGGAGAGAGAAUGAGAGAGAGAAUGAGAGAAAGAGAAAGGGAGGGAGGGAGGGAGGGAGAGAGAUCACUGUUGUGUGGAAGAUCACAGGCUUUUCAUAUUAAUUCAAAUCCUAACUUGAAAGAUAGAAAGAUCUUGUCUGGUGGCCUGAAGAUACAUUAUUAAGUUAUUGUAGAAAAUGACCCAACUUUGUUGUCUAUCUAAUUUAUCCUAGGAUAAUUCAUCUUUGUUAUCCUGGCCAUGAAAGGUAGGAGAGAGAGAGAGAGAGGGAGGGAGGGAGAGAGAGACUAAUCCAAACCAGAAAUUCUCCCCUAUAUUUUAUGGGAUGGGGGUCUCCAUCUCAAAUAACUUCAUAGCCCCAUAACUUCCUGUCCUCCUUGAUUUCUUGAUUUGAUGGACUGGUAGUCUCCAUCUCAAGACCCAUAACUUCCUGUCCUCCUUUGAUUUCUUGAUUUGAUGGAGUUGGUAGACUCCAUGGUAGCCUCCAUCUCAUAUAGCUCCAUAGCUCCAUAAAUGUGCUUUCUUGAUCUUCAUAGAAUGCAGAAGUUAUCCCUUGAUGUGGUCCCAUCUUCAGGCUACCUACCAAAUGAGGCAGCUUGUGGUCUGAUUCACCUGCAGAUAUGAACCAUGCUCAGAAAUUUCAUAAUAACCCAUUAACUCCUCUUUCUCUGUCCUUUUCCCUAUGCGUGUGUUCACCAUAAUUUAGGAGUAGAUUGACACUGUCACCAGUAUUAAUCAUAGUAGGAAGGUCUAGUUUUCUGACUACCCUUAGAACCGGGGGUGGGUGAGUGUUGCACAUUCCAGCUUGAACUAAUCAAGGUUAAAUUGAACAAAUCGUGGUUAAAAUUCACGAUGAUUUAGAUGAAACUUAACUCUGUUCUUACAACCUGCUUACAACUGAAGACUUAGCAGAUGCAUUCAUAAAGAUAAAGGUUUCCUUGCACAUUUGUGCUAGUCAUUCCUGACUCUAGGGGACAGUGCUCAUCUCCGUUUCAAAGCCGAAGAGCCAGCGCUGUCCGAAGACGUCUCCGUGGUCAUGUGGCCGGCAUGACUCAACGCCAAAGGCGCACGGAACGCUGUUCCCUUCCCACCAAAGGUGGUCCCUAUUUUUUGACUUGCAUUUUUUACCUGCUUUCGAACUGCUGGGUUGACAGAAGCUGGGACAAGUUACGGGAGCGCACCCUGUUACGCAGCACUAGGGAUUCGAACCGCUGAACUGCCGACCUUUCGAUCGACAAGCUCAGCAUCUUAGCCACUGGGCCACCACGUCCCUUACAUACAACAUGCUAAAUGUAGGGCAGUUCCCAUUCAUGUUGAACAUUUUGUAGCUUAUUCUGUUGGUUACCUUAGAAAUCAGUAUGUUGUAUAAACCCAAGAAGGUUAAGCUAAGUCCUGAAAUCAGGAUAAUUGUGCUGACUUAUAAUAGUUCAAUUUCCAUCUCCUUCCAUGCAUUUAAAUACCCCAGUCUUAAGCAUUUAAAAAAAAAUUUAAAAACCUUUCAAACACCAGAUUGGGUUUAGACUAAGAAGACAUUCUAUUAAGAAUCCUUCUUUCUGUACGUUUUUUUUUUUUUUAAAGAAAGCUAUAUUUAAUCCUCUAUUUUUUGUGUGUGUUGCUCGAGCUUGUUUGUAUUUUGGGUUUGUGAUAUACAGGGUUACAAGCAUGCAUAUAUAUGCAUGUACAUUAAAUGUGAAUAAGCCAUAAAUUUUUAUUUUCAAUAGUUCAUCAUCCUGAAUGGUAUAUAUAUAUAUAUAUAUUUUCAUUGUGUUGCUGAAUGCAAGUAAAUGCGCUCAAGGAUUUUCUUUCUUUCUUUUCUUUUUUUAAAUCCCUGCCUCUAGCCUUUUUUCUAAAAUCUGAAUACCCCAGCAUUUAUUUAUGGGUCUUAUUUUUCCAGCUUUUUGCAAUCUGUCUUCUGGAGCAGCGUGGAGAUGUCAACAAUAUGAAAGCUUAAUUGAAUGAGAUGUGAGUUAAAAAAUAGAUUAAAUAGCAGCAAAAUGAUGACUUUGCCCGUAUAAGAAUAAAAUGGUUAAAUAGA
Messenger RNA from Pantherophis guttatus, 7438 nucleotides. The record is from RefSeq and is a predicted model, not a curated record. Lineage: Eukaryota; Metazoa; Chordata; Lepidosauria; Squamata; Colubridae.